AUGUUCGCUCAACGUUUCGGUCCGCAGGCGCUGUUGCGCAGCGGCGGCCGUAUGUUCGGCCCUAGCGACAACGCCAUUCUGCGCAACAUUGAGGCCUGUACUGCGAUCGCAGACAUGCUCAAGACCUCCCUGGGUCCCAAUGGCAUGAAGAAGCUCAUCGUGAACCACAUCAACAAGCGCUUCGUGACGUCGGAUUGCGAGACCAUCUUGGCAGGCGUCGAAGUGGAGCACCCAGCGGCGAAGGUGCUGGCGAUGGCCGUCCAGACCAUGCAGAACGAGUUUGGAGACGGAACUAACUCGCUUAUCGCGCUCGCCGGCGAGAUGUUGGGAAAUGCGGCGCUCCUUCUGGGUGACGGCCUCCACAUCUCCGACAUUCGUCUGGGAUACGAGGUUGCGUACAACCGCCUGCUUGAGCUUGUCGAGAACGAAGUCAUUUGGAAGGCCUCCAACAUUCGCGACGAGGCGGAGCUGGCGCUGGUGGUCGGCACCAGCAUUGCUGGCAAGCACAUACCGCGUCCCGAGUUUAUAACGUCCCUGGUUGCCAAGGCCUGCGCGUCAAUUAUCCCGCCGGACCCGAAGCAUUUCGACGUUGACAACGUCCGCGUGGUCAAGAUCUGCGGUGGCAGCCUGGACCAGUCCACCGUGAUAAACGGCAUGGCCGUGGUACGUGACGUCAGCGGCUCCGUAAAGAAGGUGGGACGCACCAAGGUGCUCGUGGUAGCCGGCGGUUUGGAGUUCGCCGGCACCGAGGCGAAGAGCACCGUGAUGUUGCACACCGCCGAGGAGCUGCUGAACUUCAGCAAGGGCGAGGAAAAUGAGAUGGAGCAAGUGAUUCGUUCUAUAAAGGACAAGGGUGUUAGCUGCGUGAUUGCGAAUGGCGCGGUAUCUGACCUUGCAAUCCACUACUGCAACGCUAUGGGUAUCAUGGUGGUCAAGAUAACCUCGAAGUUCGAGCUGCGCCGGCUAUGUCGUUCCCUGGGCGCGACUGCCGUCGUGAAGCUGGAGGAGCCGAGCGAAGACGACCUCGGAGUUGUGGAAUCGGCUGAAGUGAUCGAGAUUUCGUCGCAGAAGACGUUGGUAUUCAAGGCGGCCGAGCACCGCCUGUCCACCAUCAUCCUAAAGGGCGCCACGCAAGGGAUGUUGGACGAGAUCGAGCGCGCUGUUGACGAUGCGUUAUGCUGCAUUAGCGCUGCCAUUCGCGAUCCCCGCUUCCUUCCCGGUGGCGGCGCUUUCGAAAUUGAGAUGGCGCGCCAGCUUGCCAAGUUUGCGCAUACGCUAUCAGGUCUGGAACAGCACGCCGCGUUGAAAUUCGCCGAGUCCUUCGAGGUAAUCCCCAAGGUUCUCGCGACGAACUCGGGCCACGAUGCAACCGUGGUCAUCACCGAGCUGUACGCCGCCCACGACGCGGGGGACCGCUUCGCGUGUGUCAGCUCCGACAUCGAGCACCGUCUGGCCAGCGCCGAGACAGGCCGUGUGUACGACCACUACGUGGUGAAGCUUUUCUACAUCAAGCUGGCGUACGAGGCAGUCUCGACGAUCCUGUCGGUCGACCAGCUGAUCAUGGCGAAGCCUGCGGGCGGCCCCAAGCCCCGCCAGCCCGGUCCACCCGACCUCUAG
This is a messenger RNA of Babesia ovata, 1617 nucleotides long. RefSeq names its product T complex chaperonin. NCBI's taxonomy places the organism in Eukaryota, Apicomplexa, Aconoidasida, Piroplasmida, Babesiidae. Gene Ontology annotation, cellular component: chaperonin-containing T-complex. Gene Ontology annotation, molecular function: ATP binding; ATP-dependent protein folding chaperone; ATP hydrolysis activity. The transcript is spliced from 2 exons. The record is from RefSeq and is a predicted model, not a curated record. Bases 1 to 1617 code for a protein of 538 amino acids. Gene Ontology annotation, biological process: protein folding.